This is a messenger RNA of Histoplasma capsulatum G186AR, 1910 nucleotides long. RefSeq lists its product as uncharacterized. Gene Ontology annotation, cellular component: lytic vacuole; endosome. The transcript is spliced from 2 exons. Lineage: Eukaryota; Fungi; Ascomycota; Eurotiomycetes; Onygenales; Ajellomycetaceae. The record is from RefSeq and is a predicted model, not a curated record. The coding region runs from base 300 to 1910 and encodes 536 amino acids. Gene Ontology annotation, biological process: SNARE complex assembly. Gene Ontology annotation, molecular function: SNARE binding.
CGAGCCACCAAACAGAAUUUAAAAUGCACAGUUUGCGGGUUGGCUUCCUCUUGUUUCAUUUAUGGAUCUAGUUGGAGAUAGGUGGAUCUUUUUAAAUACCAUAUAUGUUGAGCUACUGGCCGUCGCUUCUCUGCCCGAAUUAUGAACAUCUAGUACCCAUGAAAUAACAUCUGUGCUCAUUCUCGCCGUCAUUUCGACCCGCAGCAGUUCCAGCCUGUUGAGGGAUAUUGGAGGGAGCAUGCGAACUCGACUAUAUUUGUUGGACAGUUGUUCAAUAACCUUUAGGGAAAUCUCCGGUUAUGAACUGCCACGUAUGUGAUCGUGGGCCUAACUCCCAACAUCACCUUCUGUGCCCGACGUGUACCCGUAACCAGCUUUAUCCUCUUCGCUUCGAUCACGCCAGGGUUUUAUUAGAAAAGGAAGCUAUAGGGAAAAAAAUCAAAGCUGCAGUGGCGACUGAAAACACAUACGAUACUGAAUCUGUGGAGAAUGGGUGUCUAGGCGACCUGAGAGCUAAAGAGCGCCCGUCUCGCUGGGCCAUUCAAGCUGCCAAAAGUCGUGUUUCGCAGUCGACCGUGAGGACAUCAGAUAUUUUUGACCGCAUGACAACGUUGAGGGAGGAAAUAAGAGAAGGGAAAGAAAACAUAACCCAUCGCAAGGCAUUACUCAAACAGCGACGAUCGGAUAUGGAAUCCGCUACAUAUCAAGUAACAGAUCGACGAGCUUCAAUGUUGGCUACAGUACAAGAUAGCAUAAAGAGAACCGAGCACUUAUGGAAUAGCUUGCAUAAUAAAACUGCACAGUCUCGAGUUUUCCUGUGUCGCGAAGUUGCGAAUCUUUAUCGCUUACGCCAGAGGACGAGACGGAAAAAUGGCGAGCUCAUUGCCGUUUACACGAUCGGAGGAGUUAGCAUUGUGGAUCUCAGAGACCUGAACAGCGCAAACCAUCUUCUCAUUACCACAUCCCUUACCUACAUCUCCCACCUCCUAGUCCUCGUUUCUCAUUACCUCUCCCUACGGUUACCUGCAGAGAUCACGCUGCCCCAUCGAAAUUACCCUCUACCCACUAUAUUUCCGCCGUCAUCUUCAUAUUUAUCACAAGAAACAGCAUUUCCUGGUGCAUCGCCUUCUCAAUCAUCGUCUUCGAGUCCCACAGCUUCUCGAACUACCGAUACUAGGCCACCUCCACGCCCACGGCCCCUUUAUGUCAACAAAUCUCUACCAAAACUUGCACAUGAAGACCCUGCGACCUAUGGGUUGUUCCUUGAAGGAGUUGCACUUCUAGCUUGGAACAUUUAUUGGCUUUGUCGUACUCAAGGACUACAUGUUGGUGUUGAUUCCUGGGAGGAUGUGUAUGAUAUCGGUCGUAACCUAUGGAUGCUUCUCGUUGCCCAGCCGUCUCAUGUGUCAGCGAUAAGCAGAGUGCUCUCAAACCGUGAUACCCAGGCAAAACUUCACAGUUCGAAUAAGGAUGACUCCAAACCAACCAUCCAACGAAACAGGCCCUCGCCCAUGCUUGGCCAUUAUUCUCAUGGAACGGCGCACUCAUUCCUUGGAAGCGCAGAAGGGACGGAGUUUAUGAGAAAGUGGAAACAGCCUUCGACAGCGAAGGUCGUUGACAAGCUGAAAUCCGUUCUCCUGGGAGAAAUGACGAGCGCAGAGUGGGAGUUACUCGACAAAACAGAAUGGGAGGACGAAUAUUCCCAAAGGCAUAUUCUCCCGGAAGGAGAAGAGGAGCCCGCUCCGGCAGCUACAAAAUCCCCUUCAGGUGUGAUGGAUGGCGUUCUCAGUGACGCCGCGAGUUCUCUCGCAGCUAAGCCGCUAGAUGAUGAUAACCAUGGCAAUGAGGACACGACAAAUAACCACCGACUAAAAGGGACACGUGGAUGGACCAAGUUAAAGAAUAGAUGA